GUGUCCAAGGUACGUAGGGGUGGCGCUCGCCCCGACGGCCCUCUGGGAAGCCCGGCGAGGCUGAGGUUUGAUGGGCAUCGGGUACGGCUCCGGGAAGAGCAGAACGAGGCGACUUGCCCAGGGUUGUUUUGUGUUUAAGCCAGACUUCAAAAAAAGAAAGAUCUCUGUGCCAAUAGAGGACUAUUUUAAUCAUGAGAAACUUGAGUCUGAGGACAGUAAACUUCGAUUUGAAACAUAUCACUUGCUGUGGCAACGGAUGAAAUCUGAAACAGAGCAAUUACAGGAGAAAUUAAGUGAAAAUCUGUUUGAUAGCCUAGUUGAGUUUCUACAGAAGUCCCAUUCUGAAUUCCAGAAACAUUCAAAAAACUGGGGAUGUCACAUGAAACUCAGAGAAAUUCCUACUGCUGCUCUUAUUCUUGGUGUGAAUGUCACAGAUCACAAUUUAAUAUUCAGAAGUCUAACAGAGACCCUUCAGAAUAAUGUCACACCAUAUGUAGUCUCAUUGCAAGCUAAGGAUUGUCCAGAUGUGAGACAUUUUUUACAAAAGUUGACCUCCCAGUUGAUGGACUGCUGUGUUGAGAGCGAAUCCGAAGAGGGGAAACAUGUUAAGAUCCCCAGAAAGACAAAUGAUUCAAUGGAUUCACUUUCCAGCUGGUACGCCACUGUCACACAGAAGACAUGCCCAAAAAUAACAAGCAAAAAGAGGACUACUACUUCUGGCCAAUGGCAGUCUCCUCCUGUUGUGCUUAUCUUGAAGAAUAUGGAGAGUUUCAGCACAAAAGUACUCCAAGACUUUAUAAUCAUCAGCAGUCAGCAUCUGCAUGAAUUUCCACUAAUUCUCAUUUUUGGAAUUGCCACGUCUCCUGUUAUUAUCCAGCGGCUGCUUCCUCAUGCAGUAUCAUCUCUGUUGUGUGUAGAACUGUUCCAGUCUUUGUCUUGCAAGGAACACCUGACAGUAGUUCUUGAUAAGCUGCUUCUUACAGCCCAGUUUCCUUUUAAAAUAAGUAAAAAAGCAUUACAGGUUCUGACCAACGUCUUUUUGUAUCAUGAUUUCUCAAUACAAAACUUCAUCAAAGGACUGAAGCUUUCUCUCCUAGAACAUUUUUAUUCCCAGCCCCUGAGUGUUCUGUGCUGCGAUCUCCCAGAAGCCAAGAAAAGAAUAAAUUUUUUCUCAGUUAAUCAGUGUGAAAACGUCCGUCGCCUUCCUUCAUUUAGGAGGUAUGUUGAAAAGCAACCUUCGGAAAAGCAAGUUGCAUUGUUGACCAGCGAGACGGUUUUAAAGGAGGAAACUCAAUCAUUAUUGGAAAACCUGCAUGUUUACCAUAUCAAUUACUUCCUUGUUUUGAGAUGUCUUCAUAAUUUUAUCUCAUCUCUUCCCAAGUACCCACUGGGCCGACAGAUCAGGGAGCUGUAUUGCACAUGUUUAGAACAGAAAAUAUGGGAUUCAGAGGAGUACGCAUCAGCCUUGCAGCUGCUGAGAAUGCUUGCAAAGGAUGAACUGAUGAGCAUACUUCAGAAAUGUAUUGAGGUUUUGAAUUCCUCUACUGAAAUGCAACUUGGCAACACAACACAGAAAAUAAAGGAUUUCCUGAUGCUAUUUCAGAACCUUGAUGCAGAUAGCAAAGAGGACGAGGAUGCUUGUGGAUCACAGAUAAAGGGGCUGCAGAAGACAGACCUCUAUCACCUUCAGAAGUCCUUACUGGAAAUGAAGGAGUCAAGGAGAACAGCUAAGAAGCAAACCAAAUUUGAAGUGCUCAGAGAAAAUGUUGUCAACUUCAUAGACAGCUUGGUAAGAGAUUACCUUGUGCCUCCUGAGAGCCAGCCUCUGCAUGAGGUAGUGUACUUCAGUGGUGCCCACACACUCCGCGAGCACUUAAAUGCUGCGCCAAGAAUUGCCCUCCACACUGCACUCAACAAUCCUUACUAUUAUCUCAAGAAUGAAGCACUGAAAAGUGAGGAAGGCUGUAUUCCAAAUAGUGCCCCUGACAUCUGUAUCGCAUAUAAACUGCACCUGGAGUGUAGCCGGCUGAUCAACCUUGUCGACUGGUCAGAGGCGUUUGCAACAGUUGUGACAGCUGCAGAAAAAAUGGAUGCAAAUUCUACAACCUCAGAAGAAAUGAGUGAAAUUAUCCAUGCUCGAUUUAUUAGAGCUGUUUCUGAAUUAGAACUUUUAGGUUUUAUAAAACCUACAAAGAAGAAAACUGACCAUGUAGCAAGACUGACAUGGGGCGGCUGCUAAAAAGCAAAUGAGUGAAGACAGGAGUUCCACAUCUAACAUGACAUAAGAUGAGAAAGAAACCUGGCAUAUGCAUGCCCCUAGAAGAGACUAUCGCCGAGCUGAGCGUAACCAGGAAGUGCACUGCUGACCUGUGUAUCAGAACAUUUCUGGAGUAGUUCAGUCUACUCAACACCUGUGCAAAUGACUAAAAGCUUUUACAUACUACUCCACUUUUUACAGUCGGUACUAAAUUCUAAGCAAAUCAA
This is a messenger RNA of Meriones unguiculatus (Mongolian gerbil), 2484 nucleotides long. RefSeq names its product origin recognition complex subunit 3 (gene Orc3). NCBI's taxonomy places the organism in Eukaryota, Metazoa, Chordata, Mammalia, Rodentia, Muridae. Gene Ontology annotation, molecular function: DNA replication origin binding. Gene Ontology annotation, biological process: DNA replication; DNA replication initiation. The record is from RefSeq and is a predicted model, not a curated record. The transcript is spliced from 20 exons. Gene Ontology annotation, cellular component: DNA replication preinitiation complex; nuclear pre-replicative complex; nuclear origin of replication recognition complex. The coding region runs from base 71 to 2239 and encodes 722 amino acids.